AUCAGCACAUCAAAAUGGCAUCAAAGAUCUCCAUCAUCGCCAUCGCACUACUGCUGGUUAACGUCCAUGCGCAGCAGUAUGGUCAGCAGGUGGGCCGUCGAUCGCAGGAUCGCUUGAAUCAGCUCCGAUCCUACGACGAUGGUGCACGGCCAUCUCGCAACUACAACGAUCAGUACAACGAUCAGCGCUACUUGGGUCGUAACCAGGACCAGGAUCUACAGGACCGACGUGAACGUGACGAAUACGAUCGCGACGACUACAGCUAUGGAUACGCUGUACGUGAUGAGCUUUCGGGUGACAUCAAGAGCCAGCAGGAAACGCGCAACGGAGACAGGGUACGCGGCCAGUACCGAACGCUAGAAUCGGACGGUACGGAACGCAUCGUCGACUACACCGCUGACGAUAUUCGCGGAUUCAAUGCGGUCGUACGUCAUCAGCCGUCGGUAGGCUCGCGUGCACAGAUCGUACACACCCUGCAGCCAGCCGUUCUCAUCAGACAGCCGCAGUCCGUUGGAACGCUUGCAUCGGGCAACAAUCGUCCAGCUCUGCUUACUACUCCUCAACAAGCCUCUACCGUGCUGCUGCGCAACUAAUUUCCACCCGGUCUGAUC
This is a messenger RNA of Anopheles maculipalpis, 611 nucleotides long. RefSeq names its product cuticle protein 19.8-like. The record is from RefSeq and is a predicted model, not a curated record. Gene Ontology annotation, cellular component: extracellular matrix. Bases 15 to 593 code for a protein of 192 amino acids. Lineage: Eukaryota; Metazoa; Arthropoda; Insecta; Diptera; Culicidae. The transcript is spliced from 2 exons.